CCACCCAGCUUCUGGCGGAUGUCGCUUGCACCGAACUGUGCCUUCUAUGCCGCACCAUGUUACUCAUCGAUCAAGAUCGCGAUUUGCCUCUGCCGCCUAGCUAGUCUUCGUACUUUCAGUGCAACGACCGUCUCGACUGCGAAGCUGCGAGUCUUUGGUGCGAUUCGCAACACAGGAUUGACGCUCGACGAGGAGCUGGACGAUGAUAUGCACAGUAAGACCAUUCAUGACAUCGACGAGUAUCAGGCUAUUCUCGCAAAGCUUCAGACGUCGACCACCGCGCUCGAUCUUGCGCAGGCGCCUGAAGGGCAACACCAUUCGUACAGCGGUGCACCUCGCUCUCCUCAACCGCGCUACAAGCCUUCAAGCGAGUGGCCGCAGUCCCGUGGCAGCCUGCGUCCUGACGCUAUCGGACGGCGCAAGAAGACGAUUCUAGCCCUGGCAGAUUAG
Molecule: messenger RNA, 450 nt
Organism: Peniophora sp. CBMAI 1063
Lineage: Eukaryota; Fungi; Basidiomycota; Agaricomycetes; Russulales; Peniophoraceae
Source: the annotation of a GenBank genome assembly